Molecule: messenger RNA, 1306 nt
Organism: Manihot esculenta (cassava)
Lineage: Eukaryota; Viridiplantae; Streptophyta; Magnoliopsida; Malpighiales; Euphorbiaceae
Product: ribulose-phosphate 3-epimerase, cytoplasmic isoform
Exons: 8
Coding region: 366-1046 (226 amino acids)
Biological process (GO): pentose-phosphate shunt, non-oxidative branch; pentose-phosphate shunt; carbohydrate metabolic process
Cellular component (GO): cytosol
Molecular function (GO): metal ion binding; D-ribulose-phosphate 3-epimerase activity
Source: RefSeq, a predicted model, not a curated record
CGGAUCAUGCCAGAUAACCGUGAAAAAUGGACAUAAAUCAGAAGUUUUGAUUCAAUUGGACCCAAAAUUUGAUUUUGGGCUAAAUUCAAAGGCAAGCAGCACUAUCUAUUUGACUAUUUGGGCCGCCGAUAUCAGACCGGUUGGGUGAGGGAGACGCUAUCUCUGUGAGAGUGUUGGCCGGCGGGGCAGGUGAGAAGUGAGCCAAAUUCAAAACUUUCAGCGCCUAAACGACUCCGUUUUAGCAACUUUCAGUUCAAGAGACACCUCCUUGAUCGCUCUCGCAUUCUCAGGUUCUGCAUCUUUCUUAACUAAUCUAAGUACCCCUUCAGAAUUCGGAUCCGUAAUUAUUAGAAUCGGGUCAAACUAUGGGCGUCACCCCGAAAAUUGCACCGUCGAUGCUUUCAUCGGAUUUCGCUAAUUUGGCAUCGGAGGCAGAACGCAUGCUCAAUUGCGGCGCUGAUUGGCUACACAUGGACAUCAUGGAUGGGCACUUUGUCCCAAAUCUAACCAUUGGUGCUCCAGUCAUUCAGAGUUUGAGAAAACACACAAAGGCAUAUUUGGAUUGCCACCUUAUGGUCACCAAUCCUCUUGAUUAUGUUGAGCCUUUAGGCAAAGCUGGUGCUUCUGGAUUUACAUUUCACGUUGAGGCGUCCAGAGAAAAUUGGAGAGAACUAAUCCAGAGAAUCAAGUCAAAGGGCAUGAAGCCUGGCGUAGCUUUAAAGCCUGGAACUCCUAUUGAAGAAGUUUAUCCUUUGAUUGAGUGUGAAAAUCCUGUAGAAAUGGUCCUUGUCAUGACUGUGGAACCUGGAUUUGGAGGACAGAAGUUCAUGCUAGAUAUGAUGGAUAAGGUAAAGACAUUGAGGAAGAAGUAUCCUUCCCUUGAUAUAGAGGUGGAUGGUGGUUUAGGGCCUUCAACAAUUGAGAUGGCAGCUUCAGCGGGUGCAAACUGCAUUGUUGCAGGAAGUUCAGUGUUUGGUGCCCCUGAGCCAGCCCAUGUAAUAUCGCUUUUUAAAAAAAGUGUUGAGGAAGCUCAGAAAAACAAUUGAUUUUCAUUCAGGCAAGAUAUAUCAUGAUGUAUUUUUCGACAAAAGAUGCCUAAAGGCUACAUUUUCUUUUGCCUAUUAGAGUUUAUAGAUUCUUUGAUUUUGUUUGUUUUACUUUAUUACUCAUCUUCUCGUCCAGAACUGCAUGCAACUUUUCAUGAUGACGAGACUGCCUUCUUGAAGGUCUAAAUUAAAUUUGAUACAUGUCUUGUGUGUAACUGUUUGAUCGAAAUCCUCCAAUAAAAUCUAUCCUUUAUGCUCAA